CUCAGCUUCUCCCCCCCCCCUCAUGCUUGCUACUACAUCUUGCUACUUUUACCACCUUGCUCAACUGAUUCUUUCCUUUCACUUUUCCCUGCCUCUAGCUCCACCUUCGACUAAUCUCUCAUUUGGUCAGCCUCAAGGCUACCGUACUUGAGCUUCCAUUCUCAUCUUUCCUUUCCCACUCCAUCCCGUCUUCGUCGUCCGCGUCGACACAGUAGCAUGCUCCGCGGCCAGACACUCCCCUGGAGAGCCGCGCUCCACCAAACGCCGCGUCCUAUACUCCUUCGCCCUCUGCUCGCCUCCCCUAGACACAAUGCCAGUGCUCGUUUGGUCCUGAAUGCCGCCCGCUCCGGUCGCACCCUCCCGUCCGCCACUCGUCCUUUCUCAUCGAGCCCGCUCCGCCUGAAAGAGAAGCCCCCACAGAACAAUGACACGGAGGACACGUCGCAGAAAGAGCAGAAGGAAGUCAAGGAGGAGAAGGACUCUGGACGACGCGCCGAUGCUCGACGAAAGGCGACUGAUUCCUCCAACAGGCAGGGAUCGUCACUAGAACCCGGAGCUCCGACAUCGGGGCCGUCGCGACGGAAAGAGAAGACUGCGGUGGACAAGGAGCAACGUAGCUUGGAAGAUGAUUCGAAGAAGAGCGGCAAAGUGGUAGAGAGCAAAGAGGCCUCUGCCGAUGAACCCUCCCCUAUACCGGUCAGUGGUGGGCCCUCGGAUUCCAGGCCUAGCGGCGCGAGCAACGGGGACAACGACGAUGGCGGUAAGAAGGGCAAGAAGAGUAGUAGCGAGAAGGCUUUACAGAAGCCAACUGUCCCGGAUAUCUAUCCUCAGGUCAUGGCCAUCCCUAUCGCCAAGCGACCACUCUAUCCGGGCUUCUACAAAGCUAUUACUAUCAAGGACCCCAACGUGGCGAGCGCUAUCCAAGAUAUGAUGAAGCGAGGUCAACCUUACGUAGGUGCCUUCCUGUUCAAGGAUGAGAAUGCGGAUGGUGACGUGAUUGAAAACCUCGAUGAUGUCUAUGAUGUCGGGGUGUUCGCUCAGAUCACCGCCGCCUAUCCUCUUCGUGGCGACACGGGCGGCGUGACAGCCGUCCUUUACCCCCACCGUCGCAUCAAGAUCUCGUCCUUGAUUCCACCGAACGACCCAGCCAGGUCAGGCACAGCCGAGGGACAGGAGGAAAAGGUCCAGGAAAAGCGCGGAGAUGUCGUGGCCAGUUUUGAAGAGGGUGGCGCCGAAGUUGCCCCCAAGGACCAUUACGAACCAACCUCGUUCUUACGAAAGUACCUUGUCAGCCUUGUCAAUGUGGAGAACAUGGCUGAGCAAGCCUAUGAUAAGAAAAGCGCCAUCAUUCGUGCCGUAACCAGCGAGAUUGUCAACGUCUGCAAGGAAAUCGCUAGCUUGAACCCUCUUUUCCGUGAUCAAAUCUCUGCCUUCUAUACCGACCAAUUUCCCGGCAACCUUAGCGAUGAUCCUGCCAAACUGGCUGACUUCGCCGCUGCUGUCUCCGCCGGCGAGCUCAAUGAAAUGCAAGAGGUUUUGGAGCUGAUGAAUAUCGAAGAACGACUUCCCAAAGCUCUCGUUGUUCUGAAGAAGGAACUCAUGAAUGCUCAACUCCAGUCCAAGAUCUCCAAGGAUGUGGAAGCCAAGAUUCAGAAGCGUCAGCGCGAGUACUGGCUCAUGGAACAGAUGAAGGGCAUUAAGAGGGAGUUGGGCAUUGAAUCUGACGGUAAGGACAAGCUGGUCGAGAAGUUCAAGGACAAGGCAGAGAAGCUUGCCAUGCCGGAAGCCAUCAAGAAAGUGUUUGAUGAGGAGCUCAACAAGCUGGCCCACCUUGAGCCUGCUGCAUCCGAGUUCAACGUGACCCGGAAUUAUUUGGACUGGUUGACUCAGAUUCCCUGGGGUCAGAAGAGCGUGGAGAACUUCAGUAUCAAGAACGCGAUGGCAGUCCUGGAUGAAGAUCACCACGGACUUAAGGACGUCAAGGACCGCAUUCUCGAGUUCAUUGCCGUUGGAAAGCUUCGCGGAACUGUCGAGGGCAAAAUCCUGUGUCUGGUAGGCCCCCCUGGUGUGGGUAAGACCAGCAUUGGAAAGUCCAUCGCGCGUGCCCUGAACAGGCAGUACUACCGCUUCUCUGUCGGUGGACUGACAGAUGUUGCUGAGGUCAAGGGUCACCGUCGGACGUAUGUUGGUGCUCUUCCUGGUCGUAUCAUCCAGGCCCUCAAGAAAUGCCAGACAGAAAACCCUCUGAUCCUGAUUGAUGAGAUCGACAAAAUUGGCCAUGGUCACCAAGGAGAUCCCUCUUCUGCUCUGCUUGAACUUCUCGACCCUGAACAGAACUCCUCAUUCUUGGACCACUACAUGGACGUUCCAGUUGAUCUAUCGAAGGUCCUGUUUGUCUGCACCGCAAACGUCACCGAUACUAUCCCUCGACCUCUUCUGGAUCGCAUGGAACUAAUUGAGCUAUCCGGCUAUGUUGCGGAUGAAAAGAUGGCGAUCGCUCAACGGUAUCUCGCACCUGCGGCGAAAGAGUUGACUGGUCUCAAAGAGGUGGACGUUACCCUGACGGAGGAUGCAGUCGAGGAGCUCAUCAAGUCGUACUGCCGCGAAAGUGGAGUACGUAACUUGAAGAAGCAGAUCGAGAAGGUGUAUCGGAAGGCCGCCUUCAACAUCGUCCGUGAUCUUGGAGAGGAGGUUCUUGCUGAAGAAAAGGCGAUCACCGACGAGGGUAAGGCCGUGCAAGCGGAGAUGCAGAAGGAGGGCGAGUCGACAGACCCCGCAGAGACUCCUGUGGACCCAGAGAAAGCCACUACAGAAACUCCCCGGGUGGCAUUGAAGGUCCCCGAGAGCGUGCGUGUCAGCAUCGACAAGGACAGCUUGACUGACUACGUUGGACCCCCCGUUUUCAGGGCCGACCGUCUGUACGAGACUUUCCCGGCCGGUGUCACCAUGGGUCUUGCCUGGACGAGCAUGGGCGGCGCUGCCCUGUAUGUCGAAUCUAUCCUCGAAAACGCUCUGACACCCGAGUCUCGACCUGGUAUCGACAUCACCGGAAACCUACAAAACGUUAUGAAGGAAUCAAGCCACAUUGCGUACUCGUUCGCCAAGUCGGUGAUGGCCAAGCAGUUCCCGGAGAACCGUUUCUUCGAGAAGGCGAAGUUGCACAUGCACUGCCCUGAGGGCGCGGUGCCCAAGGACGGGCCGUCCGCUGGUAUCACGAUGGCGACGUCUUUGUUGUCCCUCGCUUUGAACCACCCUCUCGACCCGACCAUCGCCAUGACCGGUGAACUCACAGUUACUGGCAAGGUCUUGCGCAUUGGAGGUUUGCGGGAGAAGACUGUGGCCGCUCGCCGUGCUGGAGCGAAGAAGAUCAUCUUCCCUGCGGACAACAUGUCCGACUGGCUGGAGCUACCCGAGAACAUCAAGAAGGGUAUCGAAGGUCACGCAGUUGGAUGGUACUCAGAAGUCUUCGACAUCUUGUUCGCUGAUCUCGACAAGACUGCGGCCAACCAUAUCUGGCAGAAGGAGCUUACGGCCCAGCCCAAGAACAAGUCCGAAGCGGCAAGCGAAGAGGAUGAGUGAACGAACUGAAUACUCGUGCCAUAAUGUGGCAUGUACUUCAGAAUGAGACUCACUGUAUUGGGUCAGGUAUAGGGCGUUUCAUUGGGGACAGCAUGGGAUUGGAGUCGGCUUCUCUCUUCUACUUACUUGACGAACUUUUCUCUGGAUUUAGCAAUUGACAUUGAGUUGUGGUUGAGACCACAACCAGGGCUAGUGUCGUCGGUCUUUUAGGGACUCCGAUUUCGAUUUGGAACCUUAUGGAAGCAAGCGGCGAUACUCAAGCUCAUCGUACAACACCACUCCGCUCUCGGAAAACAGGAUGGACAUCGGUCCAUUCGACUGGCACUAGACGUGUGUUUGGAGGUUUGCAGACGAGCGGGACUUAGAGCGGUGGCAGCACUUUAGUUUUGGUGGCAGCCGGAGCAACAGCCUGCGGUCAGUCCUUGCAUGUAUGUAUAUACGAAGACUAUGCCUGUAUAACUUGGAUAAUAGAGGCUAUCGC
Molecule: messenger RNA, 4060 nt
Organism: Aspergillus saccharolyticus JOP 1030-1
Lineage: Eukaryota; Fungi; Ascomycota; Eurotiomycetes; Eurotiales; Aspergillaceae
Product: endopeptidase La
Exons: 2
Coding region: 217-3579 (1120 amino acids)
Biological process (GO): chaperone-mediated protein complex assembly; protein quality control for misfolded or incompletely synthesized proteins; protein catabolic process
Cellular component (GO): mitochondrial matrix
Molecular function (GO): single-stranded DNA binding; ATP binding; ATP-dependent peptidase activity
Source: RefSeq, a predicted model, not a curated record